Molecule: messenger RNA, 1253 nt
Organism: Tuber aestivum (summer truffle)
Lineage: Eukaryota; Fungi; Ascomycota; Pezizomycetes; Pezizales; Tuberaceae
Source: the annotation of a GenBank genome assembly
AGAUUGAUCUUCCCCACUCUCCUUUCUGUACCCACCACUUACACAAUCACUUGUGUGUCCACUCCUUCAAGACUUCAAGAUGGGCGCCUACAGAGACCAGCACAUAGUCGAGCAACCCCCAUGGCUAAAGUUCAUACGCAUAGCCCAAGUAGGCCUCUCAUUACUCAUUCUCGCUCUGGCAGCUUUCGCCUUGAGCGCAAUCCCGUAUGGGAACACUUUCGGCACGUUUGGGUUCAACAUCUUCACCGUACAUCCCCUCUCCUUCUUCCUUCGCCGACCUGACCAUACUAACAGUAAACUUUCAGUGCAUCUUCACCCUCAUAGUGGGCAGUUACCUCAUCUUAACCCCCAUUAAGGCCCCAAAACUAUACAAUUGCUGGGCCGCCCUCGUCCUUGAAAUCUUCGGCGUGAUCUUCUGGCUAUCUGCGUUUGCGACGCUGGCAUCAUGGGCUUCACUGGGACUGCUUACCAUCGGUGCCCUUGACAAGCGCGAUGCUAAAAAAUCUUCCUCCUCCUCCUCCUCCUCCUCCUCAUCGUCUUCAGAUACCUCCUUUAACUCCGACUACUAUAAUCGACUACAAAAGGAAGCAGAGGAUCGGUAUGCGAAGUACCAAGCUGGGUGGAGAUGCGCUGGGGCUGCGGCCGGUCUGGGAGGAAUUGUUUGGUGAAUCACCCUUACCUUGUUCGAUAAAUGUGAGGAAGCGAUAUCUAACUGGGGUGAUAGGAUACUGUUUAUGAUUACCCUGAUCACUUACUCCAUCUUCCUGCAUCGCCACAGAAUGAACCCGGAGAACAAGGGCCUGCCCGAUAACGGUACCCCCGCCAGGGAUGGCGGCGAGGCGGGAGUCCCACGCUCAGGUGCGGCGGAGGUGAAAGGGCAUGAGAUGGGGAGCGUGCAUGUCGGUGCCGUGGGUGGGGAGUACCCUAGGCCCUAUUAACUUUGACUUUCUAUAUUCACACCCGUCUUCCUUUUUAAUUUCUCCUUUUCACUCAUGGGUGUCUUUUUUUUCAUCUUAUUAUCCUAUCCGUAGUAUGGUAGCUAGCUUGACGUUGGCAGUUCUGAGCAAUUUUUUAUUAUUAACGCGGGGUGAUGGUGGGUUAUUCACGAUUUAUUAGGACUUGGGAGCGGAGUGUGGGGGGUUUUUUCGGAUCAUAUAAAUCUAUAUUUCAUUACUCAAUUUUUUUUUUCCUUCCUUCCUCAACACUGUCUGUACUGUACAGUACCAACGAUCUAUAUCCGCACGAAAUUAAUA